Molecule: messenger RNA, 4329 nt
Organism: Brienomyrus brachyistius
Lineage: Eukaryota; Metazoa; Chordata; Actinopteri; Osteoglossiformes; Mormyridae
Exons: 7
Coding region: 2552-3436 (294 amino acids)
Cellular component (GO): membrane
Source: RefSeq, a predicted model, not a curated record
GCUGUCAUUGCUGGGAAGGUGCACGCCCCUCAGUUUGAAAAGAGAACCGAGACUAGAGCGUGAAUCUAUGCAAAAAUUGCUAAGUCAGUCUCACUUCCUGCUGAUAUUUAAAAUGCCUGUUCUUGUUUCCAUGGCUACGAGGUAGAAGCUUGAUGACUAAGCUUGAUGCCGUAAUCUCAGUUUGAUCCUCAGGGACCCUCAGACAGUCCACGUAAUUGCUCCUUCCAAGCUCCUGGUAAGCUCCCAGCUGAGGGAGCAGAAAUGUGGACGGUCCGGUAAUGAGCACUGAGGGAGCAAAAACCAUCUGGAGGUCCCUGUAGACCGGGUUGAGAAACACUGCUGUAACCAAAAGGGGUUUGCUUUUGAGUUACCUAUCUCCUUUACUUUUUCAGGAGAACCUGUGUAUAUACAAACAAGCCAAACGUAAACAGUGACCCUGUAUAGCACUAAAUUGUAUUAAUUGUACUAUUUUGUUGUAAGAUCAGUCUUUGUUUUGAUUGUGGCAAUUUUGCAGUUAUUUAUUUUAUGAUUUUUGGACAUUGUCACUCAUCGGAGACGUGCCAUUAAUAGUCUCAAUGUACAUUAUGCACUUGCUCUUCUGUUUCAGUACAUGUGGAUGUCUGAUAUCGAGUUAUUCUGCUUUAACACGUUCAGUGCAGAAGAAUGGAACUGGUAUGUAAAUGAAUCUGAGACACUGAUAUGUUUCAUUAACGUGACAGUGACAUAAGUGCUCUUUUGCUUUCGACGGGUUAACUUGUUAAGAUUUAUACAAACCUGGCAAUAAACUACUUUCUGCUGUGAUGUUUGUGGUGCACGGAGGGGGGGAUGGUGCUGAUACUGGAAGCGUGUGAUUGUGGUUCUUAAGUGUUUAUCGUGUUCUCAUCAUGGCCGGUCUUGUGCUCGCUGAUGUUCUCUAUGCUUCAUGACCAAUGCUGCAGGCAUCCCCUGGCUCCAGUCUCCAGCAUAUAUGUAACUUUCAGUGGUUUUUCACCUUAUACAGUAGUGCAUCUCCAGAAUCUUUUAGAUCCUGCUCAUAUAAACUGUUGCUUCAAAUAUUACUCUUAUUAAAAUGAUUAAAUUCUAAUUAUUAUAUCAUUGACAUGUAAUGUUACGUUUGUCAACUGCAUCUUCCAGGAAAGAAAAGCGGCUGUCAAUUUCCUUUCAUUUUGUUUAGUAUUUCACUGCACUGAUACUGUUGCAUAUAUAUUAUUUAAAAAAAAUUAAAGUGCAAUAAGCUGAGCAUGAGUCUUGUUGAAGUAAAUGGUCAGCAUUGAACCGUCUGAGGUUGAAUGUGAAUGAUUUGAUGAUCAUUGAGUGAGUGCAUGGGAAGGUUUUAAUUAGACCUUUUGCCACCUUGACGCGGCUUUUGACAGGGUAGCGGAAAGGUUUGCUUUAUUUUCAACAUGCAGUACUGCUCUACAACCACAAAAAAAACAGUUAUUUUGACGCUGAGCAGAAUGUGAGAUGAGGUGGGAGAUACACACACAUUCACACGCACGCACACACGUAGACACACGCACGCAGACAUACACGCAUGGAUGAUGGGGAAACAAAUGCUUCUAUCAGGUUCUUAUAAGUCUCAUUACCUUGUAUGAACUAAAGCUUGACAAAACACCACGUGAAGGACCCUUUGUUGAUGUUCUCCACUAGAACGGGUAAGUUUUACACAUUGAUACCUAAUAAAUCAAUUGUCAGUUCUUCCUUAUAUUAUUGCUUGCCUAAAGGGUGUAUAGUGCUGUAUUUGUUUUCUAUGGAACUCGAGUGUGCUACGCGUUGAAUAUAAUUGUCUUGAUAUGUGAUAGCUCUGAAGAACAUAAAGUGUCCAUUACUCCUUGUUUAUUCUGUCUACUGGAUUUUAAUUUAAUUGUGUGUUUUUGCAGAAGUAGGUGAGUUUUUAUUUUUUUUGCUUUUUUUUCUUUCUCAAGCAUUGUGAAACCCAUGUCUGGGCAUAGUAAGCUCUGGCUGUCCAUGAUAAGUGAUGUGAAAAGCAGAAGAUGGGAGAGAGGAGCAUAGAUCGUGGAUGCAAAAAUAAUUUAUUUAUAGACGGCACACAGAAAAACGUAUGGGCUCAAAUUUCAAUGCUUAAUGGCUUUAUCUGUUUAAAACAAUGUUGACGAUAACCUGGGCUGUGCAUGAAGAAGCCCUUUUAUUCCAGAAUUCUGAUGACACACUGUUGAAUCGUGUUGAAGGUUUUCCUCACAGGCCGCCUUUAUUACCCUGUCAUUGACUAAACCCACUGAACACACUCAGCUUUUGCAACCGCCUGCUGUUUUGAAUGCAGGUUUCAGCUGAAAGGUGGUGUGAAAUGCAGGCUGCGUGGCAGUGAGGCGUCAAACUCGACUUGUUGAAGUGGUGUGACUUGCUUUGCACAUUAAGACUGUAUAUUUUUUUCUCUCAUUUAGCUCUGAUGGAAGUGUUAACUAGCCAACGAGCAUUACUUCAACCGCAGUCACCGUACUUGUAUAUGGUUAAAAUGGCACGCACAACAUGCAGGCUAAUAAAUGUGUUUUUAUAUUGUCUGUUUUUCGUUGGUUGACAGAUUUUUUGACGAAUGCAGCACCUUGCCUGGAUAGUUCUGAUAUUUUGGGUUUGCCACAUGCACGGCUGCAUGCACACCGAUCUCAGGAAAGAGGCGUUGGAGGGCUCUAAUGUUCACCUUCCCUGCAAUUUCUCCUCAUGUCCACAGACCCUGGAUCACAGACUCAGCGUCGAAUGGGAAUUUAAUAACACAGAGGUGCUCAUCUACUUCUACGCGAACAUCACGGUCAUCGCGUGGCCCACCCUGACAUUCACUGGUGACGUUGGCGUGGGUGAUUUCUCUAUCGUCAUGCACUCUGUCACCUGCAACCAGAGUGGCACCUACUUAUGUCGCAGUCGGUCUCCUGACAGCCCUUUGAUCUUCAAGAGCUACACUCAGAUGACUGUGACCUACAACCCUGCAGGUACGGUUCUUUGGCAUCUUGGCUCCGGUAUUUUGCUGCUUAGAAAUAUGCCAUUACUUACGGAUGUUGUCCUCAUAUGUUUUGCAGGAAAUACAAGCCACACAGAUGAAAAUCAGGAGAAAACAAUAAAUCCUGACAGGGGCCCCAGGCUGCGAAAGACGUCGGAACUGUCCUGGAUGGUGGGACCGGUGCUGUUGAUUGCUGCAGCGGUACUGGGAGUGCUGGUGCGAUGGAGGAAGAGACUUUUCCGGUGGACUGCACAAUGCUUGGAUCAGGGGAAGAGCGCCCCCAGUGGAGAUAUGUGUCCUCCACACCAAAACCAGGGUCUCUACUCCACAUGUCGCCAAAGAAGAGAACAUCUACAUGCUUAUGCAUCCUGUCCCUGGAGACCUGGCCACCACAGCCCACUGCAACAGGAAGAUGUUUCCCUCAGCUUGAGAACGCUACUCCGCCUUUUUAAAAAUCCUCUGGUGUACAAUCAAAACAACACAUAGCUGCACAGAAAAAGUGGGAUUUUGGCCCUCUCACAAGAGGAAUGCAAAGUGUCCUCUUUGUACACGUACGUCUUAUAUGAAAUAGACUAUAGAAGUCUAGAAAUGCAAAGCAAAUAAACAAAUAAGGAAACACAACAAGGAAUCAAAAAACACAAUGAAACUUCAGAAAACAUAAUGACAAAUCCGGAAACGCAACUACAAAUCAGAAAACAAAAUGACAAAUCCGGAAACGCAACGACAAAUCAGAAAUCACAAUGCCAAAUCAGGCAACACAAUGACAACCAAUUAAACCAUUUUAAACCAAGAAUGAUUCAGGGUUACACUUCACUGUUGUACGUGUAUCUUGAAAAACACAUCUGGGUGUCCAAAGAGCGGCAGGGCUAUGAGAUUCGAUUCUGUGAGUAGCUACCAUUCCCAGUUUCAGUUAAUGUUGUAGUGUUUUCUGAUUUGUCCAUUUGUUCUACGGUUCAGGGCUUCUGCCUAUUUGUCCGCUUACCUUUUUAUCGACAAACACCGUGUAGAUUUUUUUAAAAAAUCACGGCCUGAAUUUUACACAAGUAUCUCACUUCCUACCAGAAAGCCACAGCUGCAAAAUCUUAAUGGAACAUCGAUGAAUUCUGUGCUAUUUUUGCCUAUAGUUUGUAUUUCGCUCUUGCUGUGUUGAUAAUCUUUACUCUAGUAGCCUAAUAACCACUUUCUUUCUAUGCGCUUUUAUAUACCCAAAUAGAACACACGACUCAAAUAUCUGUCUGUUGCAUUGUGAAUUUUUUAAGUAGUUUAACUAGUGCUGUAUUAAUUUACCCUGAACAUUUUUGUAGGGUGAAAGAUAUGUGCUAUUUUACAAUAAUGCCAUGUUUUAAUAUAUUCCUAUUAAAGCUGUUGCUCCAUCUAGA